Molecule: messenger RNA, 855 nt
Organism: Schistosoma curassoni
Lineage: Eukaryota; Metazoa; Platyhelminthes; Trematoda; Strigeidida; Schistosomatidae
Source: the annotation of a GenBank genome assembly
AUGGCUGACGACAUUUUAGACUUUGAAAGUAAGAAAAAGAAGAAAUCAAAGCCUCUUGUGCAUGAUUUUAAAGAUGAACCCGGUAAUCUGGGGAACCAAGAUAUUCUGGACUUUGGUUCAAAAAAGAAGAAAAAGGACAAACUCUUAAGCUUGGACGACGUGGGUAGCAAAGAGGACUCACGUCAGGAACCGGAAUUUCAUAAGAAGGACCCAACAGAAAACGGCGUUAAGCAACUUACUGAAAAACUAACAGAUGAGCUCACUUUCUCAGACAAAAAGAAAAAAAAGAAAUUCAGACCGAUUGAAGUAGAUGAAAAUGGGGUUUGCGAGCCAAGCAGUAUGUCUGAACUUAUCGUCAGGGAUUCAUCGGGUUAUGAUUAUGAAACGCUGUUAACACGAGUUUUCGCUCAGCUUGGUGAUUUGAAUCCUGAACUUGUAUCAGAUCAGAAAAGAAAGCUCGUAAUGGUUCCUCCUCAAAUGGCUCGUGUUGGGACCAAAAAGACUCUCUUUGUAAAUUUUUCAACUAUUUGUCGUUCUUUAAUGAGAGAUCAGUCUCAUCUCACAACAUACAUACUAACUGAAUUGGGUACUCAGGGUUCAGUGGAUGCUAACGGUGCUUUACUUAUUCGUGGACGUUAUACAAGUAAACAUAUGGAACCUGUGCUGAGAAACUACUGUAGAACUUACGUGUUGUGUGGUACCUGCCAGUCUUCUGAAACAGACCUAUGCAAAGACUCGAGACUUCUUUUCCUCCACUGUCGGCGAUGUGGAUCUCGUUUCACCGUAAAAACAGUGACUUCCGGAUUCCAAGCACUGACAGGGAAACGUGCUGCUUUGCGGGCAAAAACACAAUGA